Molecule: messenger RNA, 3765 nt
Organism: Salmo salar (Atlantic salmon)
Lineage: Eukaryota; Metazoa; Chordata; Actinopteri; Salmoniformes; Salmonidae
Product: zinc finger protein PLAGL2
Biological process (GO): regulation of DNA-templated transcription
Molecular function (GO): DNA-binding transcription factor activity, RNA polymerase II-specific; RNA polymerase II cis-regulatory region sequence-specific DNA binding
Source: RefSeq, a predicted model, not a curated record
CGCCCCUUAACUCUGCUGCAGCCUCAGAGCGAGACAGACAUACUCAGGCCCAGAAUAUAGAAAAAUUAGUGAAAAAAUUUGAAAAAAUAAUAAAACAACAGAUCGAGGGGAGAAAGACCGUGAAAGGUGGCGUGGGGUCUCCCACGGUAGGUUUGCGAAUAGUCGGUGAUGGAAUGUUACCGGGGUUCCAUGAGAAAUUGACUAAUGCGGCGCUGGAAACUUUUUGGGGAAUAAAGAUGCAGAGCAGCAUUUCCUACUCACCUCCAACCAUAGCUGUUGGGACUGGGUGAGAGAAAGAGAGAGAAAGAGAAGGAGAGAGAGAGAGCGAGAGAGAGGGAGAGAGGGAGAGAGAGGGAGAGGGAGAGAGAUAGAGAGAGGGAGAGGGAGAGAGUGAAAAAAAGGAGCUCCACAGACAGAAGGACCAGUUCUCACAUAGUAAACAAGUACACAAAUACUUGUGUUUUUCAGCAGACAUUGACAACAACAGCACUAUCUAGACCGUAGUCGUCCCCCCCCCCUACGGCCUACCCGGCCCCGCCUGGAGCCACGCCCUUCACUGCACCCCACCACUGCCCACGUAGCGCCUGGAAGGCAGGGGAGCCACGGCCGGGAUUUCAUGGCAACAGCACCCUAGGGCUGCCAUGGCAGCUGCUGCCGCCGAUGCCCCACGCCAUAUUACCGCACUGACGCAGGAGGACGAGGAAGGAAGAGCCGCUGCCAAGCUGUACGGAGGCACUACCCUGCCACGAACAGAGAGAGAGAGGGAACGAGAGAGGGGAGAGCGAGCCAGCGGGAACGAGUGUUUGGUGUGUGGGACUUUGUUUGGUUCCCAGGAUAAACUUCGGCUUCACGCUUUCUGUCACACGGGAGAGAAACCCUUCCACUGCUCUCAGCCACACUGCCCUAAGGCCUUCAGCUCCAAAUAUAAACUGUUCAGGCAUAUGGCCACACACUCUCCACAGAAAACUCAUCAGUGCUCGUUCUGCGAGAAAAUGUUUCACCGCAAAGAUCACCUGAAGAACCACCUGCAGACCCAUGACCCCAACAAAGAGGCCUUCAAGUGUGAGGAAUGUGGCAAGCACUACAACACCAAGCUGGGCUACAAGCGUCAUGUGGCCAUGCAUUCAGCCACGGCUGGAGACCUCACCUGUAAGGUGUGCCUGCAGAGCUACGAGACUACCCCUGCCCUGCUGGAGCAUCUCAAGAGCCACUCGGGCAAGUCCUCCGGAGGUGCCAAGGAGAAGAAGCACCCGUGUGACCACUGUGACCGCCGCUUCUACACACGGAAGGACGUGCGUCGCCACAUGGUGGUCCACACCGGCAGAAAGGACUUCCUGUGUCAGUACUGCGCCCAGCGCUUCGGCAGGAAGGACCACCUGACGCGGCAUGUGAAGAAGAGCCACUCUCAGGAGCUGCUGAAGAUAAAGACGGAGCCUCCCGACAUGCUAGGCCUGCUGGGCUCUGGCUCCUCCCCCUGCACUGUCAAAGAGGAGCUCAACCCCAUGAUGUGCAGCAUGGGUUCCAACAAAGACCCCAUGCUGGCCAAGCCGUUCCCCAGCGGCACCUCCUUCCCCAUGGGCAUGUACAACCCCCACCACCUCCAGGCCAUGUCCAACCCUGGGGUGGGCCACCACCACUCUCUGAUGUCCGGCUCCCUGUCCACUGCCAUGGGGAUGGGCUGUCACAUGGAGCCCCCGAUCCACCACCCCCAUCACCCGCACCACCACCACCACCACCACUACCAUCACCACCACAUCCAACACUCCCCCCCGCUGCCCCACCUGCAGCAGCCCCAACAGCACCAGCAGCAACAGCAAGCCCAGCCGCCGCCCAAGUACCAGCUGGGAUCUACCUCAUACCUGCUGGACAAGCCCCUCAAAGUGGAGAUGGAGAGCUUUCUCAUGGAUCUGCAGAGUGGGCUGCCGGGCCACCACUCAGGCGAUCAUCAUCAUGCUGCUUCCUCGCCCCCCAAGGAGGGACUAGAGCACCCCUCAGGCCUGACAGACGAGCUGUGUGGUGACCCCCUCCUGUCCAAGAGCCCUGCGGUCAUCGCUGAGGCUCUGUGCGCUGCUAACAUGGACUUCUCUCACCUGCUGGGCUUCCUGCCCCUCAACCUGCCCCCUAACCUGCCCCCUUACAACGCCCCCAUGAGCACAGCAGGGCUAGUCAUGAGCUACACCUCGUCUACCCCUGCCUCCUCCUCUUCCUCCUCUUCGUCAUCCUCAUCCUUGCAUGCUGCCGAGCCCCACGCCGCUGCCACAGCUGCAGCCGCACCUCUUACCUCUUUGCAACCUCAACCUCAAGAGCAGCAUGGCUCCAGCGGGGGCCUGGGUCUAGGGCCCCUGCACCCUCUCCCGCCAGUGUUUAGCUCCAGCCUCAGCACGACCACCCUGCCUCGCUUUCACCAGGCCUUCCAAUGAGGGGCCACCAGGCCCGGCCCGGUCCCUACGCCUUCAUCCUCAGCUCACUGCCUGGGCGCCCAAGGUCCAAGGGGCCUCCUGCUGGCCGCAAGGACGGUGAUAAAAACACAUGAACACUUAGAUGCCUUAAUAGAAUCACAGAAAAGCUUUUGAUUGAGCCCUAGAGAAAACUGAACCCUUUAUUGAAACAAAAGGGAUAAGAUGAGACAUUUUAAAACAAAACUUUCUUUCUAUCCUUUAGUUAUAACCUCUCCCACCAACCUAUCUCCCUGAUCUAUGAUCCCCUCUCCCACCAACCUAUCUCCCUCAUCCAUGAUCCCCUCUCCCUUUAUUAUGUAGGUAGUAGGCAGCAUCAGUAGGCCUGAAGGCAUGGUACUGCUACUUUAUAAAGUAAUAAUAUUAGGAAAAAAAAUCAAAGAUUAAUUUUAGAGAAGAUGUUUUGAAGUGGAUGAAAUAUAAUUUUCUUGCUUUUCCAAAUGUGACUGAACAUGCUAGAUUAUCUCUCCUAUGAGUGUAAAGGUCUGAACCACCUGCCCAGAAACACACCCUGUCUGUCAUCAUCACCAUCAGAGGGAAAACACACCCUGUCUGUCAUCAUCACCAUCAGAGGGAAAACACACCCUGUCUGUCAUCAUCACCAUCAGGGGGAAAACACACCCUGUCUGUCAUCAUCACCAUCAGAGGGAAAACACACCCUGUCUGUCAUCAUCACCAUCAGGGGGAAAAUAUACCCUGUCUGUCAUCAUCACCAUCAGGGGGAAAACACACCCUGUCUGUCAUCAUCACCAUCAGAGGGAAAACACACCCUGUCUGUCAUCAUCACCAUCAGAGGGAAAACACACCCUCUCUGUCAUCAUCACCAUCAGAGGGAAAACACACCCUCUCUGUCAUCAUCACCAUCAGAGGGAAAACACACCCUCUCUGUCAUCAUCACCAUCAGGGGGAAAACACACCCUGUCUGUCAUCAUCAUCGUCAGGGGAAAACACACCAUGUCUGUCAUCAUCACCAUCAGGGGGAAAACACACCCUGUCUGUCAUCAUCACCGUCAGGGGAAAACACACCCUGUCUGUCAUCAUCACCAUCAGAGGGAAAAUAUACCCUGUCUGUCAUCAUCACUGUCAUGGGGAAAACACACCCUGUCUGUCAUCAUCACCGUCAGGGGGAAAACACACCCUGUCUGUCAUCAUCACCGUCAGAGGGAAAAUACACCCUGUCUGUCAUCAUCACCGUCAGGGAAAAAUACACCCUGUCUGUCAUCAUCACCGUCAGGGGGAAAAUACACCCUGUCUGUCAUCAUCACCGUCAGGGAAAAAUACACCCUGUCUGUCAUCAUCACAGUCAGGG